Messenger RNA from Maylandia zebra (zebra mbuna), 6584 nucleotides. RefSeq names its product myoferlin like (gene myofl). Gene Ontology annotation, cellular component: membrane. Gene Ontology annotation, biological process: plasma membrane organization. NCBI's taxonomy places the organism in Eukaryota, Metazoa, Chordata, Actinopteri, Cichliformes, Cichlidae. The record is from RefSeq and is a predicted model, not a curated record.
CAGUAAAGCCGCUUCAGGCUGCUGGUGGCUGCUGUGACUCAUAAGGUGAUUGGUAUCCGCCCCUCUCCUCCUCUGCUUUAAACUUUGUCUCAGUUCCUCCUAUGAUGGCACCUUCUCUCUCAGAGGAAUAUAAAGCUUUUCUUUGAGUGUUUUUUUUUUUGGACUUCUAUCAACAUGCUGCGGGUCAUAGUUGAAUCCGCCAGCGGGAUACCCAAAAAGAAACUUGGCAACCCAGAUCCAAUAGCUUCGGUGAUCUUUAGAGGUGAAAAGAAGAAAACCAAAGCAGUUGAUAAUGAGCUCAAUCCAGUUUGGAAUGAAGUGUUUGAAUUUAAUUUGAAAGGCAGCCCUCUGGAUGCAUCUUCAUUCAUCAACGUGGUUGUAAAAGACUACGAAACAAUCGGAAAAGACAAAUUUAUUGGUUCUGCAAGAAUCUCACUGAAAGACUUGGCCAGUGGUCAUGCGAAAUCCCUCCCAUCCAAGAACAUACCACUUGUCAAUGAGAAGCAGCAGUCUUUUGGGGCAGUCAUUAAUUUGCUCAUUGGGUAUGAGUCACCUAUCAAUGCCACUUCAAACCUAAAUGAUCAAACUGAUGGAGACAUAUCUCAUUUGGAUGCUGGGAGUGAUGAGGGUGAUGAGGGAGAAGCAGACACAGAUGGGGGAGGUCAGGGUGGAGGCUCAGGAGCUCCCACUUUACCAGGCCACCCUGGGAAAUCCAGACAAUCUAUCCGUCUGAGGCGUAAGAGGCACAGAGCCCUGGCCAAUAAGCCUCAGGACUUCCAGAUCCGUGUUCGGGUUGUCGAGGGUAGACAGCUGCCUGGCAACAACAUCAAGCCUGUGGUUAAAGUGAGUGUAUGUGGACAGACCCACAGGACGAGAAUUAGGAGAGGGAACAGCCCGUUCUUUGAUGAGAUGUUUUUCUACAAUCUUAACAUGCUACCGUCAGAACUGUUUGAUGAGAGCAUCAACAUUCGGGUCUAUGACUCCUUCUCCCUCAGAUCUGACAGUCUAAUUGGAGAGUUCAAGCUUGAUGUUGGCUACAUCUACGACGAACCUAGUCACGCCAUAAUGAGGAAAUGGCUCCUCCUCAGUGAUCUUGAUGAUUCGAGCUUGGGGCCUAGAGGCUACCUGAAAGUCAGCAUAAUUGUUGUGGCUACUGGAGAUGAACCAUCGACUGAGAAGAGAGAGUCAAAUGAGGAGCAAGAUGACAUAGAGAACAAUCUUUUGGUGCCAGCUGGAGUCACGAUGCGAUCAGCCACGCUGAACCUUAAAGUCUAUCGUGCUGAGGAUAUGCCACAGAUGGAUGAUGCCUUUGUUCAGACAGUAAAACAGGUAUUUGGAGGGGAUGGAGACAGGAAAAACUUGGUGGAUCCAUAUUUGGAAGUCAGCUUUGCUGGGAAGAAGGCUUCUACCAAAAUAAUUGAGAAAAAUGCGAAUCCAGAGUUUAACCAAUUCAUCAGUCUUCAAGUAAAGUUUCCCUCCAUGUGCGAAUGCAUCAAGUUGACUAUGUAUGACUGGGAUCGUCUAACCAAGGAUGAUGCCAUAGGAACAGCAUUUUUGAAUCUAAGCAAGAUAUCUUCCUCUGGCGGAGAGAUUGAAGAAACACAGGCUGAAAAUUCCAACACAGUCACCGAAUCUGCAUCAGAAGUUGGUUUUCUCCCAGCCUUUGGGCCUUGCUACGUCAACCUGUAUGGCAGCCCGAGAGAGUACUCAGGUCUGCCUGACCCAUACGAUGAACUCAACCAUGGAAAGGGAGAAGGGGUCGCAUACAGGGGGAGGGUCCUUGUUCAACUGUCCACUCAGCUGGAUGGAAAGACUGAUAAAAAUGUGGAUGACAUCUCAAGUGAUGACAUCUUGGUCGCACAGAAAUACCAGCGGAGGAGGAAGUAUUCCCUGUGCGCAGUUUUCCACAGUGCAUGCAUGCUCCAAGAGCCUGGUGAACCAAUCCAGUUUGAGGUCAGCAUCGGUAAUUAUGGGAACAAGCUGGAUUCCACCUGCAAGCCGCUGGCGUCCACCACCCAGUACAGCUUUGCUGUUUUUGAUGGUAAUCACUACUAUUACCUACCCUGGGCUGACACUAAGCCUGUUGUGAUUCUCACUUCGUACUGGGAGGACAUCAGCUACCGCCUGUACUCUGUUAAUAUUCUCCUCUUCAUUGCUGAGAGGCUGGAGUCUCACCUUAUUUCUUUUAAAACAGCCAUCUUAACCAAAAUUCCUGAGACACACCUUGCUGAAAUUUGGCUUAAACUCAUCAACUGCCUGAUUGAGGACCUUAGCAAUUUGCAGCUUCCAGUUCUGGAGGAACAGCAAAACAUUACAGAACUGGAUCUCCAAAUAAAAAGCCUGCGUGAUGCCGCUGUGGAAAGUAUCAGGCAGAUGGCCACUCGGGUGAGAGAAGAAGCCACAGACGUCAAGGCGACUGUUGGUGAAAUUGAAAACUGGUUGGACAGACUCAAGCAGCUGGCAGAGGAGCCUCAGAACAGCAUGCCAGAUGUGAUCAUAUGGAUGUUGAGAGGAGAGAAGCGUGUGGCUUAUGCCCGAGUCCCAGCCAACCAGAUCCUGUACUCUAACUUCAGUGACGAGGCCUGUGGCAAACAUUGUGGAAAGACUCGGACCGUCUUCAUGCAGUAUCCCAUGGACAAAGAAAAAGGUCUGAAGAUCCCAGUUCAGCUGAGGAUCAACAUGUGGCUCGGUCUCUCUGCACAAGAGAAAAAAUUCAAUACUUUCUCAGAGGGAAACUUCAGUGUGUACGCUGAAAUGUAUGAGAACCAGGCUCAGGUGUUUGGCAAAUGGGGUACCACUGGCUUGGUUGGACGUCAUAAGUUCUCCGAUGUAACUGGAAAGGUGAAGCUCAAGCAGGAACGCUUUCUGCCGCCACGUGGAUGGGAAUGGGAGGGAGACUGGUUUGUUGAUCCUGAGCGAUGUCUGUUGACAGAAGCAGAUGCAGGCCACACAGAGUUCACAGAUGAGGUUUUUGAGAAUGAAACACGGUUUCCUGGUGGUGAGUGGAAACCUGCUGCAGAGCCCUACACAGACGUGAAUGGUGAAAAGGUUCAGAGCCCAGGGGACUUUGAGUGUCCACCUGGAUGGACCUGGGAGGAUGACUGGAGCUUCGAUAGCAACAGAGCUGUUGAUGAGAGAGGUUGGGAAUAUGGGGUCACCAUUCCCCCUGAUGAUAAACCAAAGUCCUGGGCUCCAGCAGAGAAGAUGUACCAUGUCCACCGCAGGAAGAGACUCAUGAGAAAAAGAAGGAAGAUAUCUGAGAAAACUGCUAUUGCUGAGAGACGAGGAUCGGGGGAAGGUUGGGAAUACUCUUCCCUGAUUGGCUGGAAGUUCCACAGGAAAGAGCGCUCCUCUGACACGUUCCGCCGCCGACGUUGGAGGAGAAAGAUGGUCCCAUCAGACUGCAUUGGGGCCUCUGCCAUCUUCAGACUGGAAGGAGCUUUAGGGGUCGAUGUUGAUGAGAAGGCCGGUAAAACGGGUGCAGCCAAAGUUUUUGGUGCCAACACACCCACUGUUUCCUGCCACUUUAACCGAUCUUACAUCUACCACCUGAGAGUCUAUGUCUAUCAGGCAAGAAAUCUCUGUGCCAUGGACAAAGACAGCUUCUCGGAUCCCUAUGCUCAUGUGUCAUUUCUGCAUGUGAGCAAGACCACAGAAGUCAUAAAGACCACGCUGAAUCCCACAUGGGAUCAGACUCUCAUUUUUGAUGACAUUGAAAUCUACGGAGACCCACAGACCAUCGCCUGCAACCCUCCCGAUGUAGUCUUGGAGCUGUAUGACAAAGAUCAAGUGGGUAAAGAUGAGGCCAUGGGCCGCUGCACAUGCCCCCCUGUGGUUAAACUGAACCCCAGUGGGGCUGUCAGUCCUAAACUGCUGUGGUUCCCAGUCACCAAAAAAGGUCGCAGUGCUGGAGAGGCAUUGCUAGCUGCUGAGCUCAUAUUGAAGGACAAGGUUAAUGAUGGAGAUUUUCCAUUGGUGCCUCCUCGGCGGGGGGAGAAUCUCUACAUGGUUCCUCAGGGAAUCAGGCCAGUUGUGCAGCUCACUGCGAUUGAGGUCUUGACUUGGGGGUUGAGGAACAUGAAGACAUAUCAGUUGGCCACAGUAUCCUCCCCAAGUUUGAUAGUUGAAUGUGGUGGUGAGACCGUUCAAACUGCUGUGAUUAAGAACUUCAAAAAGAACCCCAACUUUCCUGGAUCAGUGCUGCUACUCAAAGUGCUUCUUCCCAAAGAUGAGAUGUACGCCCCUCCCAUCGUGCUCAAGGUGAUCGACCACAGACCUUUUGGUAGGAAGCCUGUCGUGGGACAGUGCACAAUUGACUGUCUGGAGGAGUUCCGCUGUGACCCGUAUCGUCUUAACAAUGAAACCUGCAUGUCUGCUAGAGUGGCAAUGAUAGCUGCUGCCCAAGGAGAUGUUGUCAUAGACGUGGAGGGGAGACCCAUCAUAAAAACAGAGCUUCAAGAAGAAAAGGAGGAGGAGGCAGUAGACUGGUGGAGUAAGUUUUAUGCCUCCACUGGGGAGCAGGAAAAGUGUGGACCUUACCUGAAAAAGGGAUAUGACAAAUUGCAGGUAUACAAUUGUGAAUUAGAAGAGGUUAAAGAGUUCCACAGGCUGACUGAUUUCUGCAGCACUUUCAAACUUCAGAGAGGAAAGAGUGAAGAUGAAGAAGAUGAUCCCUCAGUGGUGGGAGAGUUCAAGGGCUCAUUCAAGAUUUACCCACUGCCUGAUGACCCAGGCGUGCCAGCGCCACCUCGCCAGUUCAGAGAGCUUCCUGAGAGUGGACCACAGGAGUGCCUGAUCAGAAUAUAUGUGGUGUCCUGUACUGACCUGCAGCCUAAGGAUACAAACGGCAUGUGCGACCCGUACAUUAAGAUUAUGCUGGGGAGGAAAACAGUGGAUGAUAGAGAUAACUACAAACCUAACACCCUCAAUCCUGUGUUUGGAAGGAUGUUUGAGCUAUCCUGCUUCCUGCCUCAAGACAAGGAUCUGAAGAUUUCUGUGUAUGACUAUGACCUCCUGAGCAGAGAUGAAAAAGUGGGUGAGACAGUCAUCGAUUUGGAAAACAGGCUUCUCUCUCGUUUCAGGCCUAGCUGUGGCCUGCCACAGACUUACUGUGUAUCUGGGAUCAAUCAGUGGAGAGAUCAGCUGAAGCCUUCUCAGAUACUCCAAAAUCUGGCUAAAGUGCGGGGCGUCCCUAAUCCACGCUUUGAGGGUGAUGGAAGCUCAUUGUCUUUCGCAGGAAGAGAAUACCACCUGCAGGAAUUUGAGGGCAACACUGUACAACAACACCAGCACUUGGGCCCGGCCAGAGAAAGGCUGGCGCUGCAUGUCCUCAGAGACCAGGGAUUGGUACAAGAGCAUGUAGAGACCAGGACCCUAUUCAGCUCCCACCAACCAAAUCUAUCACAGGGACGAAUUCAGAUGUGGGUAGACAUUUUCCCCAAGAGGCUCGGUUUGCCCGGGCCUCCGUGUGAAAUCACUCCACGCAAAGCUAAGAAGUACUUCUUGCGAGCUGUCAUUUGGAACACAAGUGAUGUCACUCUGGAUGAACGAAGCAUCACUGGAGAAAACAUGAGCGACAUCUACGUUAAAGGAUGGAUGCCAGGAAUGGAGGACAACAAGCAGAAGACUGAUGUCCACUACAGAUCUCUGGAUGGAGAUGGAAAUUUCAACUGGAGGUUCAUCUUUGGCUUUGACUACCUACCUGCAGAGCAGCUGUGUGUUGUCUCUAGAAAGGAGCAUUUUUGGAAUUUGGACAAAACUGAAUUUAGGAUUCCUCCUAAAUUGAUCAUCCAGAUAUGGGAUAAUGACAAAUUCUCCCUGGAUGACUACUUAGGGUCAAUUGAGCUGGACUUACUGAAUCUCAUCCCUCCUGCAAAGACCCCAGAAAAGUGCAGCCUGAAGAUGCUGCAAGGAAUGAUGGCAUCACAGCCCACCUCACUCUUCUCCCAGAAGUCUGUGCGAGGCUGGUGGCCAUGUGCAAUUGAGCAGGGUGGAAAACCUGUACUUGGUGGAAAAGUUGAGAUGACACUGGAAAUAGUGGACGAGAAGGAGAUGGAGGAAAGGCCAGCCGGGAAAGGCAGAGAAGAGCCCAACAUAAAUCCCAGACUGGAACCACCCAACCGCCCUGACACUUCGUUCUUCUGGUUUACAAAUCCUUGCAAGACCAUGAAGUUCAUAGUGUGGCGCAGAUUCAAGUGGAUUUUCAUUUUAGGAGUUCUUCUCCUGCUUGUACUCUUGUUCCUUGGGAUCCUUUUCUACUCCCUCCCCAAUUAUAUCUCCAUGAAGAUUGUCAAGCCUUUCUCUUAAGAAGCACUGUAGAGAAGCUCUGUACCUACCUGCAGCACAACCUACAGACCUGCUUGCUGUUACCAUCCCAUGGAAAUAAGCAAUAACUGUCUCUGCUGAUGCCUUAGAAAUCUGACACUAAGCAUUUCCCUGUCACAGUGACUGCUAUUAAUUUUGUAUUUUUUCACUCUCAGUAUUAUUUUGUACCUCAUGUAUAUUAAAUCAAAUUUGUUUCACUGACUGUUAAAUGAAAAAAAGCAACAGAAAUGACAUUUUAAUAAAUCAUAGGGAUCUAUCUA